CUUUCACACAUAUUCAUUUUAGUAGAUACUUCAACAUCAACAUAUUUAAUUAUAUGCUGAAAUCAAGUUUUUAUCAACAAAGCAAAAAAAAAGAAAAUGAAAAACUAAUAAACCCAGGUAUAAGUAUAUCAUUCACUUCUUUGUAAAAAGAAAAUCUUUUCACUUCCGAAUUCCUUCUAAUCAUCUUUCUUAAAGGAAGCCCUCACCUACCCUUUGCCCAACCUAACAUUAAAUUAUUUGGGAAGAAUUUUUCUACAUCAUAUUUGACUGAAAAUGCUCUGAAAGUUAAAAAGAAAAGGAAUAUAUUGACAUGUUGUUUACCUACUUCAACUUUAUACCAUCUGAUAAGCCGUUGAAAUCUGACAGGCAUUGUUUGGUUUGAGUAAAUGUGUCUGUAAAACAAUUUUAAUGGAAUCAUUUUUGCAACAAAAGUAGUUCGAGUCGAAUUUUUUGUUGGUAUCACCUCGGUGGUUUGGGUUUCAGAAAUAAAAAUUCGACUGUUUUUGUAUGUAAAAACUAUUAUACAUUUUAAAGUUUUAAUUAAUGUUUAAAAAACAGAAUAGAUACUUCAAAAACUCAUUUACUAUUCAAAAGCAUGCCAUCAAUAGUGUUAAUUUUUAAGGGCUAAUUUGGAUCAAUCUUCUAAUUUUGAGGGUCAAUUUCAAUUGUACAUUUUGCAACUUCUAUAUAUAUAUAUAUAUAUAUAUAAUGGCGAGUUGUAUAUAUGUAUACAAGCAGCCACUCCUCGUCGACUGCUGGUGCGACCCAUCUGCAGUUCUUCUCCCGCAUAAAAUAAAAUUCAGUCGGGCGCUGUAAUUGAAGUUGUGAGUUUUUAGCUGGUUAUCUGUAAGGGAGUGAGGAGAGGAGAAUCAUGAGUUGGGUAUCUCUGAUUUUCGUCCUUCAUGUCCUCAUUCACUUGCAUCUUGCAUCUUCAUCUUCUUUGACUUUCGAUGAUCUGUCUCAAAUCCCCAUAAAGUUUCUUAAUUUGGCUAAAGAACAACACUUGGUUGAUUGGAUGGUGGGUAUUCGGAAGAAGAUACAUGAAUACCCAGAACUGGGAUUUGAGGAAUUUGAGACCAGUAGACUUGUUAGAGCAAAACUUGACGAACUUGGAAUUUCUUACAAAUACCCAGUUGCUGUAGCUGGUGUUAUUGCCUACAUUGGUACUGGUCAAUCACCAUUUGUCGCGCUAAGAACAGAUAUGGAUGCUCUUGCGAUGCAGGAAAUGGUGGAGUGGGAAUACAAGAGUAAAAUACCUGGGAAGAUGCAUGCUUGUGGACAUGAUGCUCAUGUUGCAAUGCUUCUUGGGGCUGCAAAGCUGCUCCCAGACAAUCGCCAACAACUUAAGGGCACAGUUGUUCUUGUUUUCCAACCAGAUGAGGAAGGAGGUGGAGGGGCAAAGGAUAUUGUUGGUGCAGGAAUAUUGGAUAACGUUGAGGCUAUCUUUGGGUUGCAUGUUAAUCCUAAAAUACCUAUAGGCCAAGCAGCUUCCAGACAAGGUCCUAUUUUGGCAGGGAGUGGCUUCUUUGAAGCUUUGAUAAGUGGAAAAGGAGGUCAUGCAGCCCUUCCUCAGUACUCAGGUCCCAAUGUGAUUAUUAGCUUGCAACAUCUUGUUUCGCGUGAAGCUGACCCACUGGAAUCACAGGUGGUUACAGUAGCAAAAUUUCAAGGUGGAGCUUUCAAUGUCAUCCCAGAUUCAGUUACCAUUGGUGGAAACUUCCGUGCUUUUUCAACGGAAAGCCUCUUGCAAAUUAGGAAACGCAUUGAGCAGGUGAUACAAGCUGCAUUUCAGAGGUGUAUCUCAACUGUCAACUUCUUUGAAGACACGAAGCCUAUAUUCCCUCCUACCUUAAACGAUAAAAACUUGCAUCGGUUCUUUGAAAAUGUUGCAGGAGAUACGCUUGGCGUCAAUAACCUUCUGGAGAUGAAACCCACGAUGGGAUCUGAGGAUUUUGCAAUCUACCAAGAGGUUAUACCAGGAUACUUCUUCUAUAUCGGAAUGCAGAAUAAGAGUGUGCCGCCACUUGAAAAUGGACACUCGCCUUAUUUCAAGGUUAAUGAAGACGUACUUCCCAUUGGUGCUGCACUUCAUGCAUCAUUAGCCACUAGAUUUCUUCUCCAAUCUCAACCAAAACUGGAUUUGCCUGAGAAAAGCUACAAGGAUGAAUUUUGAGAUGCCUUGGUUGAAUCAUCUCCUCAAUCGGUUGCCUUUUUUGUUUUGUUUCAGGUUAUACAUUAUUCUGAUCUGAAUUUAUUUUCUCAAUUAGUUUCUUCAAACUUGGUCAAUAUCAGGAGAAUUAUGACUCUGUACUACCAAUAGGUAGUAGAAAAACAAUGUUUCUGAUACCCAACCUGAUGAAUGCUAGGUAGAGAAUUAUGACUCUUUA
Carica papaya (papaya) is the source of this 2387-nucleotide messenger RNA. The record is from RefSeq and is a predicted model, not a curated record. NCBI's taxonomy places the organism in Eukaryota, Viridiplantae, Streptophyta, Magnoliopsida, Brassicales, Caricaceae.